UCGUUCCAAGUGCCAGCCGUGGAUAAUGUUAUCAAAACAAAAAACAUGAAAUCCGAAAUUUUAGCUGCCGUUUUCUUAGGAUUGGCAGUCAGAUCAAUUAUAUCCUUGCAUUCCUACUCUGGGCAAAAUUCCCCGCCCAUGUAUGGCGACUAUGAAGCCCAGCGGCACUGGCAGGAAGUUACCGUCAAUCUGGAUGUCGGCGAAUGGUACACAAACAGCUCCAACAAUGACUUAUUGUACUGGGGCUUGGACUAUCCUCCGCUGACAGCUUACCAUAGCUAUUUAAUGGGUCAAAUUGGCAAAGCCAUCGAUCCCGAAUUCGUCGAUCUGCACAAAAGCAGGGGCUUUCAGUCCCCUGAGCACAAACGCUUCAUGCGAUCAACAGUUGUCUUUGCUGACGUCCUCAUUUAUUUGCCGGCAAUUUUGUUCGUGUGCCUCAGCUUGGACAAAGUCUUUCAGGGCCAGGAUACACUGUUCCUGCUGACGUUAGCCAUUACUUAUCCAGGACAAUUUCUGAUUGACAAUGGUCACUUUCAGUACAAUAACAUAUCCCUUGGCUUGGCAGCCUUAGCUGUGGGAGGAAUCUUGCGGGGCAAAUACUACAUGGCAUCUUUUUGUUUCACGUUGGCUCUCAACUAUAAACAAAUGGAGCUAUAUCACAGCUUGCCAUUCUUUGCAUUCCUCCUGGGAGAAUGUGUUGGACAGAAAUCUUUUGGUGCUUUUGCAUCUAAACUUUCACGAAUAGCGGCGAUAGUACUAACUACUUUUGCUGUGUUAUGGUCACCAUGGCUAGGAUCUUCUAAAGCAGCACUAGGGGUAUUGCAACGCCUUUUCCCUGUUGCACGAGGAGUAUUCGAGGACAAGGUGGCGAACGUUUGGUGUGCCGUAAACGUGGUUUGGAAGCUGAGGGAGCACUUAAACAAUGAACAAAUGGCUCUGAUAUGCAUUGGAUGCACUCUAUUUGCGGCUCUGCCCACGAAUAUCGCAGUCUUUAGAAAUCGGAGCCAACUGGGAUUUUUGUUAGCCCUUUUCAACACAUCUCUGGCCUUCUUUUUGUUUUCAUUUCAAGUCCACGAAAAAACCAUUUUACUGGCAGCAUUACCAUCAUUAUUUUUACUAAAAUGGUGGCCCAACGAAAUGCUUCUCUUUCUGGAGGUCUCCGUUUUCAGCAUGUUGCCUCUUCUGACAAAGGAUAACUUAUUACUGCCGGCCUUAGCAUCUACUGUAGCAUUUCACCUAGUAUUUAAAUGUUUCACAUCACAAACGACUUCCAACCGUGAUAGAAUACUGAAGAAUAUUGCAAAUAUUUCAAACAUAGUCAUGGUUUUAAUAGUGGGAGCUUCGUUAACAAUAGCUCCCCCUUUGCGAUUUCCUGAUCUAUGGCCUUUGAUAAUAUCGGUUACUAGUUGUGCCCACUUUGUGUUAUUUUUUCUGUGGGGAAACUACCAACAAUUUACUUGUAAAAUAAGUUUGCAAAAAAAUUAAGCUUUUAAAUAAAAAUUCCUGUAAAUAUAGCAAAUAUA
Molecule: messenger RNA, 1523 nt
Organism: Drosophila bipectinata
Lineage: Eukaryota; Metazoa; Arthropoda; Insecta; Diptera; Drosophilidae
Gene: gny
Product: ALG6 alpha-1,3-glucosyltransferase garnysstan
Biological process (GO): protein N-linked glycosylation
Cellular component (GO): endoplasmic reticulum membrane
Molecular function (GO): dolichyl pyrophosphate Man9GlcNAc2 alpha-1,3-glucosyltransferase activity
Source: RefSeq, a predicted model, not a curated record